GGGGUUUGUUGCUAGAGUGGUGGUCGGCGACGAGUUCUUGCGCGGGCAUGAGCGGGUGGAGCCAUGAGAACGAACCUUCCAGGCUAGCGUCGUCGACAUACUAGCCCCAAGGCAACGACCUCGACUCGGACGAACGUGUCUUGACGCGCCGCAAGCGAGGCCGCCUGCACGUCAGGGACGCAGCGCGCUGGGGAAAUCGUUCAGUAGUACUUGUUCUACCGUCCACGCGCCGCCGCGGCAUCUUUUGGGGCUCAUAGGCUCAAGUCACAGCACAGCACUUUUUUAGCUCGUCGGCAAAAAUGAGUGUGUUAAUAUUGGGCGGCAACGGCGCCCCGGCCUCUAUGGACGCCGCCAGCACCGUCAACUCCUCCGUCGUCGCCUCCGUGGCGGCUCAGGUCCCGAAGACGUCCGCCGCCGCGCCUCUGUUGGUCAAGAUCGUGCAAAAUCUCGAGCGCGACCCGACGAACGAAAAGUUCCGCUCGAUUAACUUAGAGGGCAAGGCCGGCGCGAAGCUGGUCUCCGAGCCGGCGGCCAUGACUUUGCUAGCGACCGUCGGCUUCGAGACGCAGGGCAGCCGCCUCGUCGCUAGCGGCGCGCCGCCCGCCGGCGCGGCCGCGGCCGUCGCGCGGGCGCUUGCGCCCCCGCCUCUCCGCUCGUCGCCGCAGCUCAACGCCGACGGCACGCCCAAGGUCGUGGUCAAGGAGUCGAACGACGGUCCCCUCACGCUCAAGCAGCAGGCGCGCCGCGACGCCGAGCAGAAGGCCGCGCGCGAGAAGGAGGAGUCGAAAAGGCAGCGGCUCGAGACGCUCGAGAAGAUCAAGAAGGACAACCACGUGUGGGCCUGUGUGGAAAUCAACCAGUGAGUUGUGUUUUGCCAUGGAGCAGAUGAAGCUAUAAAAUGUGGGGCGCCUGAAAUUUGAUUUACACACAGGCGCGCAAGCACGACGAGAACUGGACGACGACGGAGGGCGUCCAGAAGGGCGGCAAGGACAUCAACACGUUCCGCGGCAAGUACGGCGAGGACAAGGGCGGCUGACCGUGCUAGAGCCCUCGCUUUCCCUCAGCCCUGCCUCUGUGACGGCCCGCGGCGCCCUUUCGCCGCGGACCCGACCGGCGGGCCCACCCCUCCAAGUCUAGUCCCCCCCAAAUGUGUCCAGAACUAACGUAAUGUUGAGUUACUCCCGAGAGCACUCCA
Messenger RNA from Pelagomonas calceolata, 1195 nucleotides. The record is from the annotation of a GenBank genome assembly. Lineage: Eukaryota; Pelagophyceae; Pelagomonadales; Pelagomonadaceae.